GCGGGACAGGCAGCUCUGAGCGCCUGCGUGAUGAGGCCCCUCAGGAGAUACGGGACCCUACCGGAACGCUGGGGACGCGUCCGAGUUCUAGGAUUUGGGGCAUACACCACCAUGUUAAGGAUGAGCUCUGAUUUUUUUCCCCAGUGUUGGGGAUUGAACCCAGGACCUCACACAUGACUGAAGCUCUGCAGUCCCCAGGGCACCUCUCAGGACUCACGGGAACCUCCUGCACCUUGGUGAUGGCACAGAGGGACUGCUUUCUUAUGUAUAGCCUGAAUAACUGCCAAGAAGGAAGGCGAAAGCAGAGCUCUUAGGCUUGUGUAGCUUGGACCUCAGACCGUCAUACCAGACCCCUUUCAGAGCCCGAGGACACUGAACCAGUGAUCUUGAGUCAUGAGUGAAACAUCUUCCCUUUCUGAGAAAGAAGUACGAGAUGGACAGGUGGAAAGAGUCUCCGUUGUGCACUCUUCGUUGUACAAGGACAGCGGUGCACUCACGGCUUUCCGAGGAAUUUCUAUCUCGGAGCUGAAGAACCACGGCAUUCUCCAGGCCCUGACCACAGAAUCGAGUGGAUGGCAGCCAGGGGUUGUGAGUGCAGAGGUGCUCAGAGCCCAGGAAGAGUGGGACGUGGUAGAGGUCAUCCACCCAGACCCAGAGAGUGGGAUCAGCUCUCAGCAGCCUGGCCAGCUCAUCUCCUUCAGCGAAGCCCUGCAGCACUUCCAGACUGUGGACCUCUCGUCCUUCAAGAAAAGAAUCCAGCCAACUAUUCGAAGGACUGGGCUCGCCGCCCUCCGGCAUUGCCUCUUUGGGCCACCAAAGCUGCACCAGGGGCUUCGGGAAGAAAGAGACUUGAUCUUCACCAUUGCUCAGUGUGGCCUGGACAGCCAGGACCCGAUGCAUGGCCGAGUGCUCCAGACCAUCUACAAGAAGCUGACGGGCUCCAAGUUUGACUGUGCACUCCACGGAGACCAUUGGGAAGACCUGGGCUUCCAGGGAGCAAAUCCAGCUACCGACCUCCGGGGAGCCGGCUUCCUUGCCCUCCUGCACCUACUGUACCUGGUGAUGGACUCAAACACCUUGCUGAUGGCCCAGGAGAUCUUCCGCCUGUCUCAUCACCAUGUCCAGCAAUUCCCCUUCUGUUUGAUGUCUGUGAACAUCACCCGCAUUGCCAUCCAGGCCUUGAGGGAAGAGUGUCUCUCCAGGGAGUGUAACCGGCAGCAGAAGGUCAUCCCGGUGGUGAACAGCUUCUAUGCAGCCACCUUCCUUCACCUGGCACGGGUGUGGAGGACCCAGCAGAAGACUAUCUCAGACUCAGGCUUUGUCCUCAAAGACUUGGAAGUAUUGGCCAAGAAGAGCCCAAGACGGCUGCUCAAGACCCUGGACACCUACCUAGCCCAGGCAUCAAAGGGACAGGCCUCCUUGUUGGGGGCACAGAAAUGCCCUGGAUCCCAAGGGCCUCACUCCAAGGACCUCACCUUCACAGGCGUGUGUGACCUACAGUCUCAUUCAUUGGAGAGUGCAGGGAUGAUGUGAGCCACGGAGACCAUUCCAAGAAAGACAGUCUGGGUCGCUGGAGCCUUCAGAACUGAAGAACUGGGCCAAAGCCCUUCGUGCCUCUGCAGGUGAGAGGAGGAAGCCGGCAGGCGAGGGUGGUGAAGCCUAAGAUUCCGCACCAGCACAGCACGGUCAGGCAGCUAGAUUUAAUCUCCACGCCGUCCUUCCCAGCCGGGCUCCGGAUAUCUCAGCAGAAGUGAACAGUCCAUACAGUGGGACCGCCCUAUCUGAACUGUCUACACAUCUGCACCUAAAAGCAAGCAGCUGGGAUUCUGACUCUCCAACAGCUGUCCCCAGCGUCUGUGGUUGGAAUUACAAGGGCAGAGACAGCAAUAUCUUCAGCCAGCAGGGGGCAGCACAACACAGAAAAAGUGACUGAUGGGCCCCUCCCUCUCUUCCUCCAGCCUCCAUGAUUUUCAGGACACACGUUCCCACCCUUCUCCCCUUCCCCUCCCUCUCCUUUGCCCACCUUUGUUUGUAAUCUAGAAAUGGGUACUCAGCUAGUCACCGCGGCGCCCCGUCCCCACCGACCGCAGCCUGGGGCUCCUGUGGAGGCCAUCCGUUAUCCAUCCUGGCUGAGAGGCAAUGUAAGCCCGCUCUACCCACCAGCAGUUUUAGAAUAAAGGAAUUGUGGCAA
Meriones unguiculatus (Mongolian gerbil) is the source of this 2191-nucleotide messenger RNA. It is a transcript of the gene Elmod3, whose product is annotated as ELMO domain containing 3. The record is from RefSeq and is a predicted model, not a curated record. NCBI's taxonomy places the organism in Eukaryota, Metazoa, Chordata, Mammalia, Rodentia, Muridae. Bases 394 to 1533 code for a protein of 379 amino acids. The transcript has 13 exons.